AAGGAGGGGGUUUGACUGGAAUACCGCAGUUAACUGUACGGAUACCAGUACCAGUACAGUAUCGCACCAUGGAAUAUCAUGGCAUAUCAACAACAGCGUUAUUCCGAGCUUGUUGUCUAUCCUUCCCCUUUACCCUGCGUUCCCCUUCUUUCGAACUUGCUGUACUGCUUUCCUCUUUGCCACUGUUUCCGUGGCUCUUCCUUCCUAUCAUAGGCUUUCUAUAUUCGGCCAGCCCCCAUUGCUUACUUCCCUCGUUCGGAGAUGUCACCUUUUAACACUUUCACCGUUGCUUCGGCUGCUGCCCCGACAAUAGUCGGUACUGCUUUCUCUCAUGUGCGACGAGCCAAACCCCUCCUUUUCUUGCGUGUUGAGCCGUCCAACAAACAAAGAACAAAAGAAAGAAAGAAAGAAACUAAUCCAAACUACCCUAGUUCCUCGAUAAUAAUAAACUCCUAGAAAACACACCGAAAGCUAGUCUCUCCUACCACGAAGGCGUCGAGCUCAUCCGAAAGUUCCUGAUCCACGCAUCGCAACACACCGUCGAGCAGUUACAGGCCUUCACCGCGCAGUACGUCCCACAUCCUAUUUGGGUGCACACCGAGGAUGAAUCUAUUCCUGCCGAGUUCUUGGAAAGGUCUGCCGCGCACGUCGUCGAACAGCUUGGUACAGAUGGCGUCGAGAGGGUCGGGGGCAAGCAGUGGUGGAAGUGGACGCCGAAGAAGUUGACUGCCGAAUGGAUAGAGAUGAGGAAAGACUGGUGGACCCGAACCAGGCACCCGGAAAUUCUGCCGAGAACUAUGUUCUAUGUUCAUGGAGGUUUGUCUCGGGCUUGGCCUGGUUGUGAAAGGGACAGGUUAGAGCUGAUAUCGUAUUCUCGCUUACUAUAGGCGGUUACUUUUUCGGGAGUGUCGAUGAACAUAGGUAUCAGUUACAGAGACACGCCCGGAAGCUCAAGGCUAGAGUGUUUGCACGUACGGAAUCUUUCGCAGUAUUCAUUGACCUGCGCUCAUUCUGUCUGGUUGUUCUAUAGCACGGUACCGUCUUGCCCCGCAAUUCCCAUUUCCAUGCGGUACGUCGCCUUCAAGCGUCAGGUUGUGGUGGAUGUUAACAAGGACCACAGCAAUCUACGAUGCGCUCGCAUGUUAUCUCUAUUUGAUAUCAAUUCAAAGCCCCGAAACAGUCAUCGUGGCCGGCGACUCGGCCGGUGGAGGGAUGCUACUAUCUCUCUUGGUGAUCCUCCGGGAUCAGGGACUCCCAAUGCCUGCCGGGGCUGUCUUGAUUAGUCCUUGGGUAGACCUCUGCCAUAGCUUCCCUAGCAUCGUCGCGGGUAAGUUAAGAUUGAAAGUGCGAGGAACGGCGGGGUUUAAACCACUCGAGUGAUUCUUGAUGACCGAGUCCUGAACCCUUUGGUGGCAGCGACUGACAAACAGCCAGGAAAUGAACAUGAUUUCAUGCCACCCCACGGAUUCUUCCACAAGCCUUCACGGGCCUGGCCGCCCCCGACCGGAGAAGAUGUCGAAGCUCCAACGGAUUCGGAAAAACCACCGAUAAUCCCCGUCCACAAAAAAGCCGUAACAAUAGCUGGGAACUUGGUAACCCUCAAGGACCAGAUCCACAUGUACACCACAAACGAUCUAAUGGACCAUCCCCUCGUCUCCCCAGUCCUACAGAGCACCCUCGGCGGCCUCCCGCCGCUACUAAUAAUGACUGGCGGCGGUGAGAUCCUUAGAGACGAGCAAAUCUACAUUGCGCACAAAGCCGCCGGCCCUGACAAGUACCCAACCUGGCCCGAUCAUUUUGCUAAAGACCCAUCGGGGCGCCAGGAAGCAGCGCUGGAGAAAAAUUACCCCCCGACAAGAGUCUGGCUACAGGUCCACGACGGCUGCUGCCACGUCACGCCCACACUCUCCUUCACCCGCCCAGCGAAACUGAUGUUCCGCGUGAUAGCGCACUUUGGUGCAUGGGCGCUGUCGAACGCGACGAGCACGAGCAUAAAAGUCGACGAGGACGACGACAUCUCCCUGAUCUCCACGGACGAGAAUAGCGCCGUCCCACCGGGCCACCACAAAUUGCGCCAGACCGGCACGAUCAAGGGGUCCAAUUCCCAGAACGUGCCCCCCUUUGAGGACAACAUGAUCAGACAGCGGGUCGACCACCAGGGCCGCAUCUUCGAAUUGCCCCCCGUGCAGGAACUCCCCGGGAUGCAGUUGGCGCCCGACCAGAUUGGUGUUAUCAAGCCGGAACCAGUGCGCAGGUGGCUGGAGGCGAAGACUAAGUCGGAUGCUAAAUUCUCGAAGGCUAUGAAGGGGGUUGAGAAGAAGCGCGCAAAGGAAAUGCUCGCUAUGCUGCAGGAGGAAAAGCCGGAAGGGGAGGAAGGGAGGGAGAGGCCUCCUCCCAGCGCGCUCUUCGGAAGAAUGAAGAGGGAGAAGGUCGGCGAAGGGGCGGCUGCUGCCGCUGCUAGCGGUGGCAUCGGAAGGUCGAGUCUUGGGCUAAGGUUUUGGAGCCUGAUGGGGUAUAGUCAUGAUGAGAAGACGGUGAGAAGUUUCCUUUCUCUUUUCCUCCCUUUCUCCCCCGUGGAGAGAGCUUGAAACUGACUGUAUUCGGGAUGGGCGGGAUAGAUGGCUAGAGAAGAAAAGGCGGAAGCGAAAGCGGAGGUGGCCGAAGGCGCACAGCGCUCCUCCGGCGCUAUUCGCAAAAAAGAUGAGUAGAUUAGACUAGCAGUAUCAUAUCAUUGCUUGUCGAAUGGGGUAUGACACGAAAGAACACAGAUAUUUCCUUCCACCACCUCUUUCCUUCCUUAGCAUUUGCCCUUUCAUUCCUGUAUUCCCCUCCUCCUCCUGUAGGAGUAUGUAUUAGGCCACCAGUUUUGUUCCUAUAGAGUGACGACUCUUGUCUGGGCGCC
Molecule: messenger RNA, 2902 nt
Organism: Tuber aestivum (summer truffle)
Lineage: Eukaryota; Fungi; Ascomycota; Pezizomycetes; Pezizales; Tuberaceae
Source: the annotation of a GenBank genome assembly